Cyphellophora attinorum is the source of this 1185-nucleotide messenger RNA. Its product is annotated as Obg-like ATPase 1. The transcript is spliced from 3 exons. Bases 1 to 1185 code for a protein of 394 amino acids. The record is from RefSeq and is a predicted model, not a curated record. Gene Ontology annotation, cellular component: cytoplasm. NCBI's taxonomy places the organism in Eukaryota, Fungi, Ascomycota, Eurotiomycetes, Chaetothyriales, Cyphellophoraceae. Gene Ontology annotation, molecular function: GTP binding; ATP binding; ATP hydrolysis activity.
AUGCCGCCCAAGAAAGCCGUCAAGGAGGAGAAGAUCCUGCUGGGAAGACCAGGAAACAACCUGAAGAGUGGUAUCGUCGGCCUAGCUAACGUCGGCAAAUCAACACUCUUCCAAGCCAUCACAAAAUGUACACUCGGCAACCCUGCCAACUUUCCCUUCGCCACAAUCGAUCCUGAGGAAUCGAGAGUGCUAGUACCUGACGAUCGAUAUGACUGGCUGUGCAAACAUUACAAGCCAAAGUCGGAAGUGCCAGCGCAUUUGACCAUCUACGACAUUGCUGGUCUGACAAGAGGCGCGUCGACGGGAGCCGGUCUAGGCAAUGCCUUUCUAUCACAUAUCAGAGCAGUCGAUGCCAUCUUCGAGGUCGUCCGAUGCUUUGACGAUGCCGAAAUCACACACGUCGAGGGCGACGUUGAUCCAGUGCGCGACUUGGACAUUAUCGUGGGAGAGCUCAUCGCCAAAGAUAUCGAGUUCACCGAGAAGGCCAAGGAGAAUCUGGCUAAGCAGACACGGCGAGGUGGCCAGAGUCUGGAGAUGAAGAAGCUGCAACAAGAAGAGGCCACAGUCGACAAGAUUCUGGCAUGGCUCAAAGACGGCAAAGAAGUGCGGAAAGGCGACUGGACGCCGAAAGAGGUCGAGGUCAUCAAUCCUCUCUUCCUCCUCACAGCAAAGCCGGUUGUCUACCUCAUCAACCUCUCAGAAAAGGACUACAUCCGCCAGAAGAACAAAUACCUCCCCAAAGUUAUGGGCUGGCUGAAGGAACACGCCGCCGGCGACCCGAUCUUGCCUAUUUCAAUAUCCUUCGAAGAGCGACUCACCCAACUAGGCGGCGACGCCGAAGUGGAGGAAGAGUGCAAAAAGCUCGGCACAAAAUCCGCCCUCCCCAAAAUCAUCACCACGAUGCGAACAUCUCUCAACCUAGCUAGCUUCUUCACCACCGGCACAGACGAGGUGCGGCAGUGGACGAUACGGAAGGGGACAAAAGCGCCCGGGGCUGCCGGAGUGAUUCACACUGAUUUCGAGAAGACGUUCAUCCAAGCAAUCGUGUAUAAUUUUGACGUGCUCAAGGAGACUGGUGACGAAGCUGGCGUCAAGGCUGCUGGCAAGAUCUUAACGAAGGGCAAGGACUACGUUGUUGAGGAUGGCGAUAUCCUGCUCAUCAAGGCGGGUGCUGCUAAGGGUUGA